AUACAUUUUACAGCACUCAAUAAUUUACGUAGCACGCCGAUAAAAACCAUUAAAAUCAAAAAGAGCCAAACAACUUUACGAAUAUUGUUUACCAACUGGACGCCAUAUAACUUCACAAAGAAAACGAUACGCGACUGCGAACGCGCACCAGACGCUUCAACAGGCCGGCCAAUUAGCCACAAACGCGGCAAAAUUCGUGGUGUGGACACCACACACACAAGCACGAGCAGUGAGCAACACACACAAACACUCACGAACAUACACACGCACACCCACAAAUAAACACAACGACGACCACGCAGAAGGAGCUCAAAAUUUUGAAAAGAACCAACAUAAAAACAAGAGGAAGCAAAAUACGUUUUGGCAACUAGACAAAAUAGUACAAGUCAAGAGAAACAAAAAAAAUACUGUGCAACGUGCAGUCAACUGGCUGUGCAACAACAACAAUAAGAACAACAACAAAUCAGCGACAGCAGCGGCAAACAGGAGAAUCAGCAAACCAGGAGAAGCAACAAAAGCAACUAGCCAAGGCAGCAAAACGGGAACGGAAGAAGAAGCAACAGCGGCAGCAGAAGCAGUAGAAGAAGAAGCAGCAACAGCAGCAACCAAAACUAACUGUCUAAUCUUGUAGAGCAAGCGGAGCAGUUGCCCAGCAUCAUGAGCAUGGAAAAAGUCGCCAGCAAACAAUUCGAAACUAAAACGUGGCCGGACAUCGUCGACAGCGAUGACAGCGAGGUGGAGAAUGAAAUAGAUGUAGACAAACUGCCGCCACUGGAAGUGGGGCCCAACGAGAAUCGCCUGCAGCACACAUACUGCUUGUGGUUCUCGAGGAAGGGCACACAACGUGCGGCCACCGACUACAGCAAAUCGUUGCAUGUGGUUGGACGCUGUGCUAGUGUACAGCAAUGGUGGUCUCUUUACUCGCAUCUCAUCAGGCCCACGGCCCUCAAGCCGUAUCGAGAGCUAAGCCUGUUUAAACAGGGCAUCAAACCGAUGUGGGAGGAUCCGGCGAAUAGUAAAGGCGGUCAGUGGUUGAUAAGAUUGCGCAAGAAUAAAAUCGAGCGUGCCUGGGAAAACGUUUGCAUGGCGAUGCUAGGCGAACAGUUUCUGGUGGGUGACGAGAUAUGCGGCAUAGUGCUGCAGACAAAGUAUCCGGAGGAUAGCUUAUCAGUAUGGAACAGGACUGCCACUGAUAUGACCAGUACAACACGUAUCCGUGAUACGUUACGCAGGAUAUUAAAUAUACCUAUGACAACGGCAAUGGAGUAUAAGAUACACUGUGAUAGCCUUAAAUACGUUUCAAUUAAUAAAGGCGCAUUGAAAAGCUGAAAUUCAGUGAAUAACUACAAACACAAACCAGCAACAACAUCGGCAAAAACAAUAAUUAAUCAGCAAA
Messenger RNA from Drosophila albomicans, 1396 nucleotides. It is a transcript of the gene eIF4EHP, whose product is annotated as eukaryotic translation initiation factor 4E type 2. Bases 658 to 1329 code for a protein of 223 amino acids. The transcript has 4 exons. Gene Ontology annotation, biological process: translational initiation. NCBI's taxonomy places the organism in Eukaryota, Metazoa, Arthropoda, Insecta, Diptera, Drosophilidae. Gene Ontology annotation, cellular component: eukaryotic translation initiation factor 4F complex. The record is from RefSeq and is a predicted model, not a curated record. Gene Ontology annotation, molecular function: translation initiation factor activity; RNA 7-methylguanosine cap binding.